Molecule: messenger RNA, 6605 nt
Organism: Scomber scombrus (Atlantic mackerel)
Lineage: Eukaryota; Metazoa; Chordata; Actinopteri; Scombriformes; Scombridae
Product: plasma membrane calcium-transporting ATPase 1-like
Exons: 21
Coding region: 898-4491 (1197 amino acids)
Biological process (GO): calcium ion transmembrane transport; regulation of cytosolic calcium ion concentration
Cellular component (GO): membrane; intracellular membrane-bounded organelle
Molecular function (GO): ATP binding; P-type calcium transporter activity; PDZ domain binding
Source: RefSeq, a predicted model, not a curated record
AGAAGACGGCUGAUCCCGGACGCAGGGUCUUUUCUCUGGGCUUGUUUGAAUGUGCCGGACCCCCCUCCACCUCCACCUCCACCACCACCACCCCUUCCCCAGUCCCACCCACUGCUCUGCAACACAAACACACCACCAGUCCUCAUUUACUGGAUCUCUGCUCUUUGUUAUCAGUCUUUUCCCCUCCCUGUGCUUUUUUAUUCCAGGAGAAAAAGAGAGCAAGAAAGAGUGAGUGUGAAAGAGGAGGAGGGAGUUUAUUGUUUCUUGUUUUUCUCCUCUUCCCUUUUUGUUGUUGCACGGAUUGAUUUCUGACUUGAAUCUUGGACCCGGUGUUUUUCUAUCCUCGGGGCUGUCGCUGCUGCAGGACCACAGCUGAUGCUUGCACCAAUGUAAUUAGUGUCCAAAAAAAGAAAGAAAGAAAGAAAGAAGAGACGGAACAAACAAAUAAAAGGAAGAUUUUUCUCCAGCAGUCUAAGGUGGUCUGUCAAUCAUUUUAAUUCCACCACCACUGCAGUUGUCAAGUUGGAGCCCUGCAGGGAAAUGGACAAACCCCUCUGAGCUGCAGACUCUGCCUCACUAACACAACCACAGGACGGACAAGGAUCCCCCCAUUUCUCCUCCUCCUCCUCCCUCCGCCGCCUCGACUGGAGCGUGAAGCCACCAGAACAUGUUUACCGCCUUGUUUCCAUGGUAACCGAGAGGAGCAUGCACGUCAAGGACAGGAGUUAACCUCAGCGUUUACCUUCCUCCACCUUCCUCCUGAGAGAACUACACUACCCACAAUUCCUGUGAACUGACGAGCCAAGACUGACAUAUAGAUCAGUUUAAAUUAGGAAAAAAAAAAAAGACACUCACUACUAAAACAAGAACAACAACACUGCUGUGAAGAAGAUCAACAUGGCCAACAACACGGCAGACCACCCUCCGGGGAAUUCGGUUGCAGAAGGCAACCAUGAUGGGGACUUUGGGGUGUCCGUGACGGACCUGAGGGACCUGAUGGAGCUGCGGAGCGGCGAGGCCGUCAACAAAAUACGGGACACGUACGGAGACGUGCAGGGAAUCUGCCGCCGCCUGAAAACAUCGCCUAUAGAAGGUCUUUCUGGAAACCCCGUCGAUCUGGAGAAACGUCACACGUCGUAUGGACAGAACUUCAUUCCCCCAAAGAAGGCCAAGACGUUCCUGCAGCUCGUGUGGGAGGCUCUGCAGGACGUCACGCUUAUAAUCCUGGAAAUCGCUGCCAUCAUCUCGCUGGGCUUGUCCUUCUACCAUCCACCAGGGGGCGACGCUGAAGCAUGUGGUCAGUCUUCGGGCGGCGCGGAAGACGAGGGCGAGGCCCAGGCCGGCUGGAUCGAGGGCGCCGCCAUCCUGUUCUCGGUCAUCAUCGUGGUUCUGGUGACGGCCUUCAACGACUGGUCAAAGGAGAAGCAGUUCCGUGGGCUUCAGAGUCGUAUCGAGCAGGAGCAGAAGUUCACCGUCAUCCGCAAAGGCCAGGUCAUCCAGAUCCCCGUGGCCGAGUUAGUGGUGGGAGACAUCGCUCAGAUCAAAUACGGCGACCUGCUGCCCACUGACGGGAUUCUGAUCCAAGGCAACGAUCUGAAGAUUGACGAGAGCUCUCUGACAGGAGAGUCCGACCAGGUCCGCAAAUCUAUGGAGAAGGACCCCAUGCUGCUGUCCGGGACCCACGUGAUGGAGGGAUCAGGCAGGAUGUUGGUGUCAGCCGUCGGCCUCAACUCUCAAACCGGCAUCAUCUUCACCCUUCUGGGCGCCAGCGAGCACGACGAAGAGAAGAAGGUCAAGAAAAGUAAAAAACAAGGACCCCCCGAAAAUCGCAACAAAGCCAAGACCCAGGAUGGCAUCGCCCUGGAGAUCCAGCCGCUGAAGAGCGAGGAGGCCGCCGAGUCGGAGGAGAAGGAGGAGAAAGAGGAGGUCAAAGUGGUUAAGAAGAAAGUCAAUGUGACCAAGAAGGAGAAGUCCGUGCUGCAGGGCAAACUGACCAGACUGGCCGUGCAGAUCGGGAAGGCUGGUCUAAUCAUGUCGGCCGUGACCGUCAUCAUCCUCAUCCUCUACUUCGUGAUCCACACCUUCGCGAUCCAGGGUCGGACCUGGGUGGCCGAGUGCACUCCCAUCUACAUCCAGUACUUUGUCAAGUUCUUCAUCAUCGGUGUGACUGUGCUGGUGGUGGCCGUUCCUGAGGGUUUGCCGCUCGCCGUCACCAUCUCUCUGGCCUACUCUGUCAAGAAAAUGAUGAAGGAUAACAACCUGGUGCGUCACCUGGAUGCGUGCGAGACCAUGGGCAACGCCACGGCCAUCUGCUCCGACAAGACGGGAACGCUAACCAUGAACCGCAUGACUGUGGUGCAGGCGUUUAUCGGCGACACACACUACAAGACGGUCCCCGAACCGGACGCCAUCAAAGCAGAGACUCUAGAAGUUAUGGUCAACAGCAUCUCCAUCAACUCUGCGUACACCACUAAAAUCCUGCCUCCAGAGAAAGAAGGCGGCCUGCCUCGCCACGUGGGAAACAAGACCGAGUGCGCUCUGCUGGGUAUGGUGCUGCAAAUGAAGAGGGACUACCAGCCAAUCAGAGACGAGAUCCCCGAAGAGAAACUCUACAAGGUUUACACAUUCAACUCCUCCCGCAAGUCCAUGAGCACGGUGCUGAAGAACGCCGACGGCGGCUUCCGCAUGUACAGCAAGGGAGCGUCAGAGAUCGUCCUGAGGAAAUGCUCCCGUAUCUUGGACGCCCAGGGCCAGGCCCGCAUCUUCAAGCCCAAGGACCGUGACGAGAUGGUGCACAAGGUGAUCGAGCCGAUGGCGUGCGACGGGCUGAGAACCAUCUGCGUGGCCUACAGGGAUUUCCCCGCUGAAGCCGGAGAGCCCAACUGGGACAAUGAGAACGACAUCCUGAACGAGCUCACCUGCAUCGUCGUGGUCGGGAUCGAGGACCCCGUCAGACCCGAGGUACCUGAAGCUAUUUCUAAGUGCCAGCGUGCCGGCAUCACUGUGCGUAUGGUGACUGGAGACAACAUCAACACCGCCCGCGCCAUUGCAUCAAAGUGUGGUAUCCUGCUGCCCGGGGAGGACUUCCUGUGUUUGGAGGGCAAAGAGUUCAACCAGCAGAUCCGAAACGACCAGGGAGAGGUGGAACAAGAGCGUCUGGAUAAAGUUUGGCCCAAACUACGUGUGCUGGCUCGUUCCUCACCGACAGACAAACACACUCUGGUCAAAGGCAUCAUUGACAGCACGGUGGGAGAAACCCGACAGGUGGUGGCAGUGACUGGAGACGGAACCAACGACGGGCCCGCCCUCAAGAAAGCUGAUGUCGGCUUUGCAAUGGGAAUCGCCGGCACAGAUGUGGCAAAGGAGGCAUCUGACAUCAUCCUGACCGACGACAACUUCACCAGCAUCGUCAAAGCCGUCAUGUGGGGCAGGAACGUCUACGACAGCAUCUCCAAAUUCCUGCAGUUCCAGCUGACCGUCAACGUGGUGGCCGUUAUCGUGGCGUUCACCGGCGCUUGCAUCACACAGGAUUCCCCUCUGAAGGCCGUCCAGAUGCUGUGGGUCAACCUCAUCAUGGACACUCUGGCGUCUCUCGCUCUGGCCACCGAACCGCCGACUGAAUCUCUGCUGCUUCGUAAACCGUACGGCCGCAACAAGCCUCUCAUCUCCAGGACCAUGAUGAAGAACAUCCUGGGCCACGCCGUCUAUCAGCUUGUCAUCAUCUUCACCCUCCUCUUCGCCGGUGAGAACUUCUUCGACAUCGACAGCGGCCGUAACGCGCCCCUCCACUCACCGCCGUCGGAGCAUUACACCAUUGUGUUCAACGUGUUCGUCAUGAUGCAGCUCUUCAACGAAAUCAACGCCAGGAAGAUCCACGGAGAGAGGAACGUGUUUGAGGGCAUCUACAGGAACCCCAUCUUCUGCAGCGUCGUACUGGGCACCUUCAUCCUGCAGAUCAUCAUCGUUCAGUUCGGAGGGAAGCCGUUCUCCUGCACAGCUUUGACAAUCGACCAGUGGCUGUGGUGUGUGUUCAUCGGUGUGGGAGAGCUGCUGUGGGGACAGCUGAUCUCGGCCGUCCCGACCCACCACCUGAAGUUCCUGAAGGAGGCCGGUCACGGCAUCACGAAAGAGGAGAUGCCCGAGGAGGAUCUGACGGAGGGCGCCGAUGAGAUCGACCACGCUGAGAUGGAGCUGAGGAGAGGCCAGAUCCUCUGGUUCAGAGGUUUGAACCGCAUCCAGACGCAGAUUAAGGUGGUGAACGCAUUCCGUAGCUCCCUGUACGAGGGGCUGGAGAGCCCAGAGUCCCGUAGCUCCAUCCACAGCUUCAUGGCCCAUCCCGAGUUCGUCCCCUUGUCCGAGGAGGAGGCCCGCAUCCCCUCCAUCGAAGAGAGCGGAGAAGAGAUCGACACCCUCCCCAGCGCCUCCUCUGAGGCGGGGGGAGGAGGAGAGCCACCCAGCGCCUUCCCCCAUAGCUGCGAGUUAUCCAUCUGAGCUCUCCACUCCUCCUCUUCCUCCUCCUCCUCCUUCGCCUCCCUCCUCUCCAUCAGCAUCAUCUGUCAUCCCACCAACUGAACUGUCACACUGAGGAGGGAAGUCAUCGCUCUGCUCAUCCCCUCGUUCUGCACACACACACCAAACACAUGCUUCAUAUCGUCUUCACCCGCCCCCUCCGCACCCUCAAUCAUUCCUGCCACGUUGCGUUUUUCAUACUGACUGUGGCGUCGUUCUGCCUGUAAGUGUGUCCCUCCUCCUCCUCCUCCUCUUCCUCCACCACCGCACGCAUGAAUCAGUAGAGUGUGGAGUCCAGAGAGUCUCCGCAGCAGAAAAGGCCUGUCCUUGUCCAUUCAUGUAUAUUUUUUACUUAAUGAUCCUUUUUUGGAAAAGCUUUUAAACUUUUUUUUGUUGUUGGGUUUGAUCUUUUUUUUUUUUUUUGCGGGACUAGCAGCAGCAUGUCGUGUUUCUGUACUCGCUUCAUUCCUGCGUAACCCUCUUCGAGAAAAAAAAAAAAACGGCACAGAACUUUUCAAAGAGUGCAGUGAUUCUCAUGUACAUACGCUUUACGCUCUUUUACACAGCUAACAGCCAGGUUUGGUGAUCAGAAGAUUUUUAGACAAAAGCAAAAAUAAUGUAACCUUUCUUUUCUCUUUUUUUUCUCUUUUAAUUAUAAUUGUUUUUGUUUCUAAAACCUCUAACGAAUGUUUAAUUGAUGGUUAUUAAUUGAAAAUCCUGAGAAUGUCUUGUGAGUGUGACACUACAGUCGACAAGGUUCAAACUGUUUUAAAAAGAAAAAAAAGUUCUUCCCUUGUUGUGUCUCUAUGUGUUGGUUUUUUUUUUUCUUUUUAGCUGCUGUGUUGCAUGUUGGAAGGACAGAAUGUUUACUACCCGAUAAAAUAUCCACCAUGGCGGCAUCCAGAGAGGGCUCGCUUUCUGCUCCGUGCGUGUCUGACCUCAUCUCAUCCAGUCAGGGUUCUGGUUCUCUCUGCCCCCCUACCACUUUACCCCUUUACCCCACUUCUUCUUUGUACGUCCACAGUGUCAGUAGGAAACAGAAGUGUGAGGAGUUCAUGUUUCCCCCUCCCCUCUAGUAGGAUGCAUGUUAUGUUUCAUUCGUGUUGAGUCGCAUGAUGAUAACUUAGGAAUGAAUAUUUGAGAUUCUGUUUAGACGACCAUCGAUGUGUUAGUCUGCAGCAGCGUCUGUCCAGAGCUCUGUGAUGAACUUCCUGUCUGUAGGACUGAACAUCCUGUUACACAACAGGAAGAAACAGACUCAUCAAUACUCGGCUAGCACAGAGGGAAACCUUAGCAGGGCAGAAAACAACCCCGAUAUGCUCUGUGUGCGUCCUGUAACACACAUGGACGUCUUCACAAGCUCUUGAUCCACCUUCAUGUACUCGGAGUCUCUCUCUGCACUCAUAAACAUCUACAGAGAUUGUCACAGCUAUGUGGAAAGUAUCAUUUAAGCUUUGCUCUGCUUUUCCACUUUGUGUCACAGUCGACUGAACAUUUUUGGUCUCAUCUCAAAGGUUUGGACUCUCCGAACUGAACGCACAGAUGCCACAAGAUGAGACUAACUCAAUUUCACGGGCAAAGUCUUUGAGUGUUUGUUUUUAUAUUCAUUAUUUAUAAUAUAUCCAUUUUCAGCUAUUUGUCCAGUUCUAGUCAUUCCUCCAGACCCAGAGCUCGUGAGGUGAGAGGGUUUGAAUGUAGAUCAGUUUCCUGUCAGCCUAUCUCUUUUUAUAUAAUUAUACAUAAUUUUAACAUAAUUAAAGGUGCAAAGUGAUAUUUUUUCAGUCUGAAUAUCAAAACUGAGAAUGAAAGCAUUUGGAAUAUUUUCCAGUUUGCAUUUAAUUACGUCUACUUGCAUCUUUCUCUUAACUUUAUACUAGAGCCUCUUCUAAACUUUACUUCACGUUCAGUCUUAAAUGAAAGGGGAGCGGCUACAGUGUCGAUGAGCCUGUGUUUGGUCACGGUGCAGGAAGUUGAGCUCAGCAGACAGGAAGUUAAUGGAUCUCUGAACAGGGUCUAGACCGUUUAUCUGUGCUUUAAGACAAAUCUUAGUACCAGUUCUGAUGUUUUUGUCCCCCUUUCCCGCUCCCUACGCCCCC